Nannospalax galili (Upper Galilee mountains blind mole rat) is the source of this 4048-nucleotide messenger RNA. RefSeq names its product family with sequence similarity 120B (gene Fam120b). Gene Ontology annotation, cellular component: nucleus. The transcript has 10 exons. Bases 159 to 2492 code for a protein of 777 amino acids. The record is from RefSeq and is a predicted model, not a curated record. NCBI's taxonomy places the organism in Eukaryota, Metazoa, Chordata, Mammalia, Rodentia, Spalacidae.
CGGGGGUCAGGUCCGCUGUCCGCAUGGGCCUCGCUGUACAGGUGUAGCUGGCGGACGUCGGAGCCCGGCGCGGAAGAGCGAGGCGAGGCGGCUGGGGAGGAGCCUGCUGGAGACCCGCGGUAGUGGAGCCGAACCCGAGAUUCUUUCUCAAUUCAGUUAUGGGUGUGAGAGGUUUGCAGGGGUUUGUGGGAAGUACAUGCCCACAUAUAUGUACAGUAGUAAAUUUCCAAGAGCUGGCAGAGCACCACCGAGACAGGCAUCCUGGAUGUACUCCUACCAUUGUGGUGGAUGCCAUGUGCUGUCUGCGAUAUUGGUACACUCCAGAAUCUUGGAUCUGUGGUGGCCAGUGGCGAGAAUACUUUUCUGCUUUGAGAGAUUUUGUUAAAGCCUUUACCUCUGUUGGCAUCAAGUUGAUAUUCUUCUUUGACGGCAUGGUGGAGCAGGGUAAAAGAGAUGAGUGGGUAAAGCGAAGACUUAAGAACAACAGGGAGAUAUCCAGAAUUUUCCACUACAUCAAGUCAAAAAGAGAGCAGCCAGGCAGAAAUAUGUUCUUCAUCCCCUCCGGGCUGGCCAUAUUUACACGAUUCGCUCUAAAGACACUAGGCCAGGAAACUUUGUGUUCGUUACAGGAGGCAGACUAUGAGGUGGCUUCUUAUGGUCUCCAGCACAACUGUCUUGGGAUUCUUGGGGAAGACACUGAUUACUUAAUUUAUGACACUUGUCCCUACUUUUCAAUUAGUGAGCUCUGCCUGGAGAGUCUCGAAACCAUCAUGCUCUGUCGAGAGAAGCUCUGUGAGAGCCUAGGCCUCCGUGUGGCAGACCUUCCUCUCUUGGCCUGCCUGCUUGGCAAUGAUAUCAUCCCAGAGGGCAUGUUCGAAAGCUUUCGGUACAAGUGCUUAUCUUCCUAUACUUCUAUGAAAGAGAACUUUGGCAAAAGAGGCAAUAUUAUUUUAGCUGUCUCAGACCAUAUAGCCAAAGUUCUUCACUUACAUCAAGGUGAGAAGAAAAUAGAAGAGAUGUUGCCUUUGGGAUCAAACAAAGCUCUUUUUUAUAAAGGAGUAGCAUCAUAUCUUUUGCCAGGACAGAAAUCUCCAUGGUUUCUCCAAAAACCCAAAGGUGUAAUAACAGAGAAGCAAGUACUAUCAAUGAGUUCAAACCCUGAAUCCAAGCAAGAAGUUCCCAUGUGCACAGAUCCUGAAUCCAAGCAAGAAGUUCCUGUGUGGACAGAUACAGAAUCUAAGCAAGAAGUUCCCAUGUGCACAGAUCCUGAAUCCAAGCAAGAAGUUCCCGUGUGCACAGAUCCUGAAUUCAAGCAAGAAGUUUUCAUAUACACACACCCAGAGAUUAAGCAAAAACGACCUGCAGGAACAGACCCUGAGUUUAAUCUAGAAGUACCCAUGCAUACACACACUGAAAUUAAACAAGAAGAAACUAUGGCUAUGGAACCUGAAAUAAAACAAGUCAGCAUGGUUUCAGACUCAGAAAUCUUAGAGGUUGCUAGGAUACAUCAUGUCUGCGCAGAAAGCUACCUAGUGUACAACAUUAUGAGCAGUCGAGAGAUUGAGUGCAGCAACACCCUGGAGGAUGAGCUGGACCAAGCCCUGCCAAGCCAGGCCUUCAUCUACCGCCCAAUCCGGCAACGGGUGUACUCACUCUUACUAGGAGGCUGGAAAGAUGGAGCCAGCACCGGCCCAGUGGUCAAGGAGUGGUUUGUGUAUCCUGGGAAUCCCCUGAAGCACCCAGACCUUGUUAGGCCUCUACAGAUGACUGUUCCAGGGGGAACACCUAGUUUGGAAGUUUUGUGGCUGAGCCAAGAGCCAGCAGCACAGGCCCAGCGCCUGGAUACACUGCUAGCCUGCUUCAACCUUUCCUCCUCAAGAGAAGAGCUUCAGGCAGUUGAAAACCCAUUGAAAGCUCUGUGCUGCCUCCUGAUCUACCUCUUUGUUCAGGUGGAUACUCUUUGCCUGGAGGAUCUGCAUGCAUUUAUUGCUCAGGCCUUGUGUCUCCAAGGAAAAUCGACCUCACAGCUUAUGAACUUACAGCUGGAUUAUAUCAAUUCCAGAGCUGUGCAGCUGGGGUCCCUCUUUGUCCGUGGUCUCACCACCUUGGCAUUAGUCAACAGUGCGUGUGGCUUCCCCUGGACAACAAGCGAGUUCAUGCCCUGGAAUGUGUUUGAUGGCAAGCUUUUCCAUCAGAAGUACCUGCAGUCUGAAAAAGGAUAUGCUAUAGAGGCUCUUUUGGAACAGAAUAGAUCUUGGCUCACCAAAUUCAACAACCUGAAAGCAGUGGUUUGCAAGGCCUGCUUGAAGGAGAACCGACGUAUUGUGGGCAGAACACACUGGAACUCUCACUAUACAGGGAGGUGGGGGAGACAGGGCUCCAGCUGCCACAGGAUGGGCUCCACACAUGGCCAUUCUGGACAAGGGCAGCCAUGGAGAGACCAGGGUCCAGGAAACAGACAAUAUGAGCAUGACCAGUGGAGAAGAUACUAGGAACCCUACAGGGAAGGUCCUCACCUGCAUCCUAAAAGAGUCUGUAGAAGCUCUGCCUUGAUGGCCAAGGUUUGAGUGGUUAAGGUGAGCCUCCUGACUAGGAACCACCAACUUAGUUCAACACGUCUGCUUCCUCCAGAAAAAGUGGGGAGAGAAGGUGCAGUGCCCAGACUGCCCUCCUUGAGAACAGUUUUCAGAGCGUUGACACCCAGCCUCAUCAGCAAGGGGACAGCAGCUGGGGAGAAAUGAAAACUGACCUUUUCAGAGGCUUUUCCUGCAUGUGCUGUAAAAAGCUUUCAUUGGCUUGUUUUCAUAGGUUGCUUCUGAUUCCUUGACCCAAACACUUAUCAGACUCACACAUCCCCUCCCAGUUGUGGCAGGAAUGAACUAUAUCCUACAUUUUCCUAAUACUAAAUUGUGGAAAUGUUUUCCCAGGUCAUUAGUUUUUGAAAACAUUGUCUAAUAGCCAUAUAAUAUUUCAGAAAUUGUUUUUUCAUUAGAAAUCUAACAAAAGUCAAGCGUCUAUUUCUUCUCUUAGUCCUCAGAAGUGUUUAGACAGAAAAAGAACAACCGAAUUCUUGCCUUCCUGUGGGAGAGUUGCUUCUGCCUGCAGGUGUGAGACACAGUGUAUAGGACUCACUGAUGAAUAUGUUUGUCACAUCACUGUCACCUUUUUCAUUUCAACAUGGCAACUUUGGCUCAGAGCUUUUCAUGUGAAGAUGGUCAGGAGUCUGCUGUGAACAUGUUGAGAAAAGGCAGGAACUGCGCUGCCCAAAGCCUGUUAGAGCGCUGCUAAUGAAUGGUGCGUUUAUUGUUCUUUAUCUGUAGUCAUUAGUUUAUUGAUUAAUUUUAAAAAUCCAAAUUCAGAGUAAUUCUUUUCAUGGGAGAAUUUUCAAAGAAUCUAAGAGUUGGAACUUUAAUUUCCACAUUGUACAAAGUUAUGGGCAUUGAUCCUAGAAGGUGCCCUCUGGGUUUGGCUUAGAAGUAAGGUCUUUAAACCUUGAGGUGACUGCCUGUCUCCCCUGGGGACAUAAUAGCUGUGCCUGCCCAGGUCCCUUGAGGCCAUGCUGCAGCUCUGGGGACAUUUGGUUCACUUAGGAGAUGCAAGCACUUCUGGUUACCUGCUGGGCCCUUCCAGUGCUGCCAUCUUUAAAGUCAGUAAGCCUCUAAGCAUGCUCAUUUUCAUCUCUAUGCUGAUGAAUUAUCCAAACCAGUGGCUCAAGUGUGCUGCACAGCUUUCCUGGUUUUACUUUUAAAUUCUUGUAUUUACCAUAAAGGGAUUAUCUCCAGAUACGCGAACACAUUUGUAUUUCUUAAGCUUAAAACAGAACAAAACAAAACUAUAUUAUCUGUGUCUACGAGUCCUGUAGCUUGGUGUGUUCCUUUUCAUUUUGCAACUUUGAAGGAGCUGCUGCUUUAGAAAUUCUAUUUCUUUGCUAUUUAUUUGUGUAACUUUGAAAUGAGUUCCUGAUUCCUUAGACUGAAAGACUUCUAUGAAAGCUGUUUUCCUCAUAGAAUCUGCAUCCUGAUUUGUCAAUAAAAAUAUAAAUAAGGAA